This is a messenger RNA of Scomber japonicus (chub mackerel), 1249 nucleotides long. Its product is annotated as zinc finger protein 467-like. Lineage: Eukaryota; Metazoa; Chordata; Actinopteri; Scombriformes; Scombridae. Gene Ontology annotation, molecular function: RNA polymerase II cis-regulatory region sequence-specific DNA binding; DNA-binding transcription factor activity. The coding region runs from base 29 to 1198 and encodes 389 amino acids. Gene Ontology annotation, biological process: regulation of transcription by RNA polymerase II. The transcript has 4 exons. The record is from RefSeq and is a predicted model, not a curated record.
CCGGGGCCACCGGGGCACCACCGUGGCGAUGCUGGACUACCAGGACCAGCAGCAGCAGCAGCAGGAGGAAGAGGAGGAGGAGGCCGACGGGGGGCUGAUGAUGGAUUUCACUGUGGAGCGUUCCUUAGCAACCAGCGCGUUGCAGCUGCAAGCCUCGACUUUCAAAAGAAGUGAACGUGUUCCCGUGUUGGAGGCGGCUCCACCUGUGAACCCUGUAACCAAAGAGGACUCUUCGCCGGCCGCUGUGGACGAGCCGAGCGAUGAGGACGUCGUUCUGAUAAAGGAGGAAAUGUCAGGAGAGGAAGAGACGAAGGAGGAAGACACAGCAGCAGACAACAAGCUGCUUCUCAAAGAGGAUGGAACGGAGGUGCAGCGGUCGGACGUAGACGACAGUGAAGAAGGACCGUCUGGACUCGUCAUCUCCACCUGCUCGACUGAAGCGAGGACCGCGUGGGAACACGGCAGCAGCAGCAGCAGACCGCCAGAUCGACUCGAGCCUCGAUUCGAAUCCCACAGUGUGCCAGGGUCUCCGGGCCCAGCGGGGGGCGCCAACGCCGACGACAGCUCUUCAGAUGUCGUGUUUGAUUUUGCGUCGGAGUCGGACUGCGAGACCACAAGAAAACCGUUCCUCUCCGGGUCGGGAGGAAGCCCCGCCUCCAUGCACGGGACGUCGGACCUGAAACGAGGCGUGUCCCUGAUCAGCUCCCUCCCCUACGACACAGAGCUGGAUCUGUGCUCCUCGUGGACCAAUCAGGGGCUGCCGAGCAUGAUGACCGUCCCUCACCAGCAGUACCUCAAACCGGACCACCGGCCGUCACUUCUGGACAAAGUGUCAGACUUGAACGCUGCCAGUUUCCCGUUAGCGCUGGGCCUCGCCGCCUCCAGACUGGAGCCUCUGGACCUGAACCGGUACUGCAGGGACCGCCGCUUCGUCUGCAGCUACUGCGGCAAAUGCUUCACGUCGUCGCGGAGCCUGGAGACGCACGUCCGCGUUCACACCGGCGAGCGACCUUACAGCUGCGCUCAGUGCGGGAAACGCUUCACGCAGUCGGGACACCUGAAGACGCACCAGAGCGUCCACACGGGGGAGCGGCCGUUCGCCUGCGAGCACUGCGGCAAGAGGUUCGCCGGGAAGCAGAACCUGAGGAUCCAUCAGCAGAAACAUCACCCUGCCGAGCAGAGCGCCGCCGCCGUUUAACCGUUAGCUUCCUGAUACAGACGCACUGAUGGUACUGAGACGGGUCCGAAC